AUGUUUUCCACAGUCAGCCACGACCUUCAUCGAUCCCGCCGCGCUGUUAUCAGUCAUCUUUUCACGAGAAGGGCUGUUGUCAAUUCUGAAUCUAUAAUACAAGACAAGAUCAGCAAGUUGUCUUCACGUCUGGAUUCUAUUCAGCGGGUAGGCGCCAUCGUCAGCCUCAAAGCAGCUUUUGGGGCACUUGUUAGUGACAUACUCGGGCAGUACUUGUAUGCGGAGGAUCUUCACUAUCUGGACGAUCCCAAGUUCAAGAAUGAUUCGAUGGCCUCAGCUAAUGAAUUAGCGGCGAAAAUCCAUGUCUUUCGUUACUUGCCAUUUCUUGUUACACUCUUCAGGAGCGUUCCAUUAACACUUCUGCGCUCAGUCCACUCGGUCUCAGACUUGGUUGACUUCAAGCUCUGGCUCCGGCAGCAAGCCCAGGACGCAAUCCACCACAAGGACAGAUCAACAAUGGCCAGCGGUCCCGUCUUUGCUGCUCUACUGAGCGGCAACGGACCUGCAGAAGAGAAAUCGCUAGAGCGGUUGGAAGAUGAGUCUUUCGUCUUAAUUGUAGCCGGUGAUUCGAUUUCCCAGACCCUAUCUGUGGCACUCUUCCACCUGUUGAAAAACAAGCAGCUGGCGCAGACUCUACGAGAAGAGCUAAAGCAGGUAAUACCAACGCCUACCUACCAGGCGAAAUGGUCGGAACUGGAGAAAUUGCCGUACUUGACGCCGGUUGGACAAUCCGACUAUUUCGUCCACCAGGACCCCGCAGUCUUCCCCGAUCCAGAUACAUUUGAUCCUGAUCGUUGGAUUCGUGCCGGAAAAGAGAAUGUCAACUUGAAGUCAUUUCUUGUUGCCUUCUCUAAAGGCAGUAGGAAGUGCAUCGGAAUCAAUCUGGCCUAUGCGGUACUCUAUCUGACCGUAGCCACCUUGAUACGCCGCUACGACAUGGAAUUAUACGAUGCCACGGAAGAUGAAAUUCGAACAGCCCGGGACUUUCUGCUUUCACGCCCUGAAAAGGGCCACGCGACUGUUAAUGUAGUUGUCAAGGAUAUCUUGACCACAUGA
Molecule: messenger RNA, 1056 nt
Organism: Aspergillus tubingensis
Lineage: Eukaryota; Fungi; Ascomycota; Eurotiomycetes; Eurotiales; Aspergillaceae
Product: cytochrome P450
Exons: 3
Coding region: 1-1056 (351 amino acids)
Molecular function (GO): heme binding; oxidoreductase activity, acting on paired donors, with incorporation or reduction of molecular oxygen; monooxygenase activity
Source: RefSeq, a predicted model, not a curated record